CUCGAAACGGACGGAUGCUUGACGAGUGUCACACGAUGAAGCUUCGUGAAGUUGCUAUAAAUGAGAGGAGCUAUGGAUGUUUAAUCCUCGUUUAUCCUUCAUAAAAACCCUAAAGUUUCCAAGCUUUGCUCUCAAAAAAGAAAAAAAAACCAUGGCUUCGUACAGCGAACCUUACGUCUCGAAUGGGACAGGAGUCUUCUGGGACAUGGACCAAUGCAAGAUCCCUGCGGGACGCACUUCAUCUGAUCUCGUGCCGUUUCUUAGAGAGAUGAUGUUGAGUGUUGGUCUACGUGGUCCUACUUCGAUCCGGAUCUACGGUGAUUUGACCGGUCUUGACUUUCAAGCCUCGGCCUCGGAGGAUGUUAAGCUCAAUCAUUUUCACGCAGGAGAGAAACGUGCGAAGAUGACGAAGAUCUUGGAGGACAUAGUUUCGUGGUCAGCUGAGAACCCAGAACCAUCGUUGGGAAUAAUGUUCUUGGGACACUUGGAAGAGGCAGAUUAUGCUGACAUCACCGAGGUUACUGAACUUCUCGAGACUCAGAAAAACUAUCACUUUGUGAUUGUCACUGCACCCCCACCUCCUCCUCCAAUGGUGGUGUUUCUGAGGUCUAUUCCUCGUGGUGGACUCUAGUUCUUUUGGUUUAGUAAAAGUUUGAAUAAAAAAAGAACAGUUUCUUAGUUUUGUUAAUGUUGGAUAAUCGGUUGACAAAAAAAAAGAAGGUUAAUGUUGGAUAAUCAAAAUCCUUUUUUUGGAAACUUAAUUAUGUUAUGUCUCGGAAGAUGAUUAUCAAAUGUUUAAUUUACGAUUUCUUUUAUUUA
This is a messenger RNA of Raphanus sativus (radish), 819 nucleotides long. RefSeq lists its product as uncharacterized. Gene Ontology annotation, cellular component: peroxisome. The transcript is spliced from 3 exons. Bases 77 to 631 code for a protein of 184 amino acids. Gene Ontology annotation, biological process: regulation of gene expression. Lineage: Eukaryota; Viridiplantae; Streptophyta; Magnoliopsida; Brassicales; Brassicaceae. Gene Ontology annotation, molecular function: RNA nuclease activity. The record is from RefSeq and is a predicted model, not a curated record.